ACCUGUCACAGUCUGCUGAGUACAAUGCCACAAUAACCAGGAGAUCAGAUUAAUCGUUCGCGACUCUAAAGGCCAAAUGGAUUUCAAAUCAGUAUCUGUAAACUGAGUUUUCAUAUUUUAAUACUAAAGAGAAGAUAAAUACCGAUUAAACUGAAUUUAAUUAAAUUACAGAAUGUUCCAUAAGUAGGCUAUCUAUCAAGCUUUUUAAACAACUGGUGCACUUUUGUAAGGAUAACACUUACCGGAUCCUGUUUUGUGGUUAGAUUAAUUCCGAUCGUCGCAGACGUCAUGCCUCAGUUACUGAGGAAAUCCACCUAGUUAAAGCAGACAAGACGUUUACGAGUUGAUUAUAACUUCUGGAUGAUGGAGCCGUCAAUGUGCUGCCGCCUCAUCCUGCUCGGCGGUAUGUUGAUCACUGUCGCGGCCAGCAAUUUCACCAGUAACAGCACUACUGCCAUCACCCCCAACACAUCCCGGCACGGUAAUCAUACAAAUACAACGGCGUACGGGACCCACGGUGGAAAUCAUCACAUCAAUGAGACAUCAACUGCACUCCCUUCAACCAACACUUCGGAGCGGACCAGAAGCCACGGAACGAUAGGACCGACUACAUCCCGGCUAAAAUCAGCUACGACAAGACUGAUACAGUCGACUACAACUCCCAGCAGCGAGGUCCAUAGCAAAAACCUCGCGUAUGUCAUUAUAAUCAUCGUCAUAAUUGUCGCCGUUCUUACCAUACCAUGUUUCUGCGUAUUCAAAAAGAAAAAGGGUUACAACGUGGACAAUCAUGAGGAUGCCGGCGUUCCGCUGAGCGCUAUGGACCAGGACGCAUUCGAAAGCUCAUCGCCAAAAGAAAUUACCCCAGAGCUGAAGAUAUUCACAGCCAAUGAGACCAGCGCAGAACCGAAGGCGUCGAUGUCAGACGCUGUGCACGUCGCAGUGGGAGAUGGGAAAGGCGAAGCGGGGAACUCUGUCAAGCAAGGCAGCACCAGUGCUCAGGCCCCAGUGGGCCAGUCCGAGGAGAAGCUGGACGACAUCAAGCCAGGGGACACCGAUGUCUCCAAUCAGACCUCCGUGGAGUCACUGAAGGAUCUCCCCAAUGAGAACGGCGAUGAUAGGCCAGGCGCUGAUGCGCUGAAAGUGGAGGCAGCCCACGGAGCCCCAGCUGAGAGCUUCUCCGAGGUCAAACUGGACGAGCCUGUUUAAGAUGAUGUUCAUCUGGUGGGACGGAUCUCACAUGAAUUUGGAUGAGCAAAGUGUGAAGUGGGAAUCGGCAAGCAGAAGCCGCGCCGAUGUCCACCCAUGGCUGAGCACCGUGACCGAAUGCUUGAGGACACCUCGAAGCUCUUUUGACGCUUGCAUCACUCUCUGUCUGCUCUUAACCUUGUUUUAUUUCCAUCGCUGGACUAAAUAAAAACGAACGAUGCACUCUGCCAUUGAACAUAAUGCUAAUGCUAAUAAUUCAUGCGAUACGUAUUGAAUGUGUACAUACUGCACUAAAGCAUCAAGUAUUUACAUUAAUAUAAUACAUGAGCGUGCAGUUUUCUAGGCCUACUGUGUACUGUAAGUUACUCCAGACUGUUCAGCUUAGUUCUGCCGACGCCUUUCCCGCAAUGAGCAUAAUUUUAUUGUAGAAAAGCUACUAGCUAUGGGUAUCACAGAAAAGCCACUGGUUUUGGAAGAAUUUAUGGGGGGAAAAUGACAAUCGAGAUCAGAUCAGGAUGCAUCAUUGCACAUGAGAAUGGAUAGAAACUGAUAGGUGUCGAUUUUAAUUUUUAAUUUUUAAUGUCACUGCAGGAGUCCGUAUAAGUGCAUGUUUGUGAUUUGUAUUCAGUGAAUUCAGCAUUAGUUACUUUCCAUAUUAUUUAGUUAUUAUUUAGUUUUUUCAGCAAUUUAUCUGUUCUUAUUUUAGUAUGCUUGCCAAAAUGCAUAUAAAUGCAAGAGUAGAAAAUUAUGUUUUAUCAGGAAGACGGUGUAAGAAGUGCAUUAUUCAUUACAAUAAAACAGCUAAUUACUUAUACACGA
This is a messenger RNA of Paramormyrops kingsleyae, 2025 nucleotides long. RefSeq lists its product as uncharacterized. Lineage: Eukaryota; Metazoa; Chordata; Actinopteri; Osteoglossiformes; Mormyridae. The record is from RefSeq and is a predicted model, not a curated record.